Pocillopora meandrina is the source of this 4010-nucleotide messenger RNA. The record is from the annotation of a GenBank genome assembly. NCBI's taxonomy places the organism in Eukaryota, Metazoa, Cnidaria, Anthozoa, Scleractinia, Pocilloporidae.
AUGUCUAAAACAGGAACAUAUUUAUCCUUCGUAGCUCUCACAACUUGCUUUCUGUUGUGUUUUCUGCUGUCACACGAGCAUCGACGACUGCAGCGGCGGGUAGAAACACUGGAACACGCAGCUAAACCAUGUAGGUAUUGUUUUCAUAACCACUUUGCUGUUGGCUCCGUUAGCUUCAAACGGCUCCUCCUCUAAUUCCACUCUAUACAAAAUCCAGUUGUAGAGCUCUCUCUCUCUUUUUGUUUUUAUUCAAUGUUACUUUCCCCUUCCGUUAUUUUUUGUCGUUUAUGUUAACUUGGAGUUUCUCGUCAUACCUGUCAUUUUCGUCACACCUGUUAUUUUCAUUUCAUCAAUUGGCAAUCAGGACACUCAAAAACAGAAGUUGGAUGCACUGCACGUGAUAAGUUCGGAAGUUUUUAUCUGCCUAAUAAUAGGAUUAUGAAUACCGCAGUAAAAUCUAGUGUGCAGGUCGUUUUUGACAAAGUCGGAAGAGACCAAAAGGAGGAGAGGUGGACAUUGGCAUCGCUACAGAUUUCAUUAAACGAAAAUAAACAACAAAUAGAUAAACCUUGAAAUAAUUGCUCCUCAGUUGUUCUCUUAACGAGAUUUUGCAAACAGCUUAGAGGUGCACGGUACUGUUGUUCCUCUCGAGAAGGAUCCUCCUCGAAAAAAGGUCCCAUAUAAAAUGUCCGAAAGGUAUUAUUGUUCUCCUCCGACACUGUAUGAGCCACGCCCAUUCAAAGUUAUUACAGUGACUCUCGUCAACUAGAGCUGGCAUUCAGCUUUCUUUUGACUCAACUCAGUACCUCCAGAACUAAAUUGUACUGUAAAACAAUCCCCUUCUGUUGUUCCGUAGAAGAAAAAGUGCUGCCAGAAUUUACAGUAGCGAUCAUUUCGACUACUCCUAUGUGAUCGUCAACAGUCGACUUUGAAAUGAACUUGUCCCAAUUUAGCGCUCAUCUGUUUUUAGCCAUGAGAUAGUAUGAAUUAUUAAGAUAUUCAAUAACAGUACCUAAUACUGAACCAUUCGAACGCUUCAGAUCUGGAUGAAACAAACGCUCGUAGAGCCAAGAGGGACAACGAUGAUGUUAUUGAGCAUGACUUGGAGUGCAGUCAAAAAUUGAUAGCAUGUGUACAGAAGUUCACUGAAAAUCAACUGCGCUCCCUUCUUGAGAACAAGAUCUGUGUAAAUGACGAAAGCAUUUGUGUUCAAGGACCCGCAGGACCUAAAGGUGAUAGGGGACCAGCUGGAGAACGGGGCCCCCAGGGACAAAAGGGGGAUACCGGGCAGCCGGGGGUAAAAGGAGAAAAAGGUGACUCAGGUAAGCCGAGGUUAAUCUUGUACCCAGAUCUUACCGUGAAACAGUUACAUUUUUUUUAUUCAGCGUUAUUUAGAUUCAUCCAAUUAAACUAGUUUCAAGGACGGCAGGUGAAUAAAAUUUUAUCUAGAUGGAUUUCGGACAAAGUCACGUCUAUGAUUUUUUACCCUAGGGGCCGGUGCUGAUGGACUUUUGACGCCCUCCAUGCCAGCUUUUAUUGUAAAACCACAGCCUGUAACAGUGAGAGAGAAUGACACCGCCUCCAUUCUCUGCAUGACCGAUGGAAUGCCGAGGCCUGAUGUGACCUGGAGUCGUGAAGGCGGCCAACUGCAGAACGAGAGGAGUUUUACUUUGAUUGACGGCUCCUUAAUGAUAAUGGACACUGUCCCUAAUGAUCAAGGUACCUACGUUUGCAAAGCGUUGAACUUUGUUGGUGAGGUGGAAGCGAAGGCAAACUUAACUGUGUUAGGUAAGAUGUAGUUAUGGAACAUAGAUCGGUAAUUAAGUCAGACAAUUUAGGAGACCGGGUAAUCCGAAAAAGGGUAAUUUAGUAUUAUCAACUGAUUUGAUAACGUAAAUUGGCCACCGUAAAGAGGUUAAAAACUGACGUUUAGAGCGUAAGCCCCUCGUCAGAGCGAACUCUUCAGAGUGGCCAAUUUAUAUUAUCAACUCAGUUAAUAAUACUAAAUUACCCUGUUAUACUCUCCCACCGACCCAGCACCACAGUUUCUUCAUCAGAAACUUACCCCCCCCCCCUUAAUCCGAAAAAAGUCAGUCCUGAAUACCAGAAAAACGGCUUUGUUGAUUUUUGGGGGGGGGGAUCAUUCAUCGCCAUCAAAGCAUGAAGGCGGGGAUCGUAUGCAUAAUAAUUAUAGAGCGACCUCCCCCACCCCCACCCCCACCCCCUCUCCAAAGUAAUUAACAAUGACCUGUCCUGUAGGGGAUUACGAACCAAGCACGAUCCACUGAUUCAGAUCUUCUUCUUACUUUCAUUUCAGUUUUUUGCGAGGUGUUAUCGUUCCAGUCUAUUUGUUUGCUUACUAUUAUUUUUUAUGUUUGUUUGUUAUCUGUAGUUCCCGUUCGCAUCUUAGACCAUUCGCCCCACAAGUUCGUAGAAGAGGAAAGCGAAUUGACACUCCGCUGUCCUGUAUUUGGAAGACCUGAGCCGAAGAUCACAUGGAAUAAAACUUCCGGUGCCCCCUCCGCCUGGGAAACGUUUCUAAAUGAAGGAGAAUUAAGAUUUAACAAAAUUGAGCUUGAAGACAGCGGCUUCUACACAUGUCUGGCUGAAAACAUCUUUAACGAAGUCGUCGUUAUUCUGGGAGUGACUGUAGUUCCUCGUUUGAAAUUUGUUAUCGUUCCAAAGAAAAAGACGGAGGUUCAUGUUGGCGAUGACGUAGUUUUGACAUGCGUAGCAGACAGUGGAGAAUUCAUUCCCGUUAUCACGUGGUCGAAGACAUCUGGCGGUUUACCUUCUGGGUCUCGUUUAGAUGAAAAUGGAACUUUGUUCAUCGCUAACGCAUCUUUUGACGCCACUGGUUCUUAUGAGUGCAUUGCGAAAAAUAUCAUCACUUCUAUUGAAAUUGAAGUGGAAGUGGACGUACUGGUCCGAACUUGUACUGAAUGGAGAAAGCUUGGUUACACAGAAAGUGCAGAGUACCGGAUUGAUCCGGAUAUUGAGGGUCCAGUUCCUGCGUUUCAAGCGCUCUGCGACAUGGAGGAUAAAAAUGGCGUCGGAAUUACAAUCUUUCGUCACGACAGUGAAGGCCGAAUUCAAACUUUCACAUGUGAUCCACCAGGCUGCUACAGAAGAAAUAUCAACUACACAACAACUUCAUUGGCUCAGAUUGUAUCGGUGAUCAAUGUCUCGUCUCACUGUGAACAAUUUAUCCGAUACGACUGUAUGAACUCACUGCUACUGAACCAAGGUAUGCCUGUAGGCUGGUGGGUGUCACGUGACGGAGAGAAGAUGAAGUACUGGGGAGGAGCUCCACCUGAAAGUGCAAUGUGUGCAUGCGGAGUAAACAACACGUGCGCUAAGGGAGGAAUCUGUAACUGUGAUGCUAAUGACUACGUCCUUCGCCGUGACGAGGGGAUGUUGACGGACAGAGCCACCUUACCUGUAACUCAGCUAAGAUUCGGAGACGCUGGCAAAUUUAACCGCGAGUUUGGAUUUCAUACACUUGGGGAACUGAAAUGUUUUGGACUUUUUCAGUAAGACGUUCGGUAUUUCAAUAUUCCGGUCGCUAAGGUGUGACUGCAUAACGUUCCCUGAAGAUUGUUUUGCAAGGACACUCGCCUGGUCAAUAUUCAAAACCGUUAUAGUACUAUGUUAAACUGAAGAUUUGCUACGAAAUAUAAGAUGGCCUACAAGUGUAACUGGCUGCAGUUAUAGCGAUUUAGUUAUUUGUCAUAUCAUAUUAAAAAUACAGAAACUUAGUUCGAGGACUAAGUGAAUCGAGUGAUAAGAAAUUAUUCAAAGAAAAUGAAGACGGCUAGAAUGUAGCAAUUCUUAACUAAUGAUCACAUAAACCGCCAAACCCGAUUUUUCUUGGUUUUAUAAGAGGUGAUCAAUAUACCGACAUGCUAUUAAGUAUUGCUAGACACUUGAAUUCUUUAAUAAAGCGUAUAAUCUUUAUUAAAUACAGGUUGUGUAAAACGUACCCUUUCAAUAAAAACACAUUUGAAGAC